This is a messenger RNA of Macrosiphum euphorbiae (potato aphid), 1236 nucleotides long. NCBI's taxonomy places the organism in Eukaryota, Metazoa, Arthropoda, Insecta, Hemiptera, Aphididae. The record is from the annotation of a GenBank genome assembly.
AUGUCACCAAGGGCAGCUAAAAGCAAAACACGCAAAUCACCUAAUCCAUUGUUUGAAAAAUGGAUUUCAGAAUGGUUAAAAGAAGCUACUGAAAAAGGUCUUGAAGUCCGUCAUGGUUAUCAACGCGCAUUGAGUUCAUUACGAAAAUGUCCAUUGCCAUUUAAAAGUGGAAAAGAAUGUUUAAUCCUAAAAUUUUUUGGUCCAAAAUUAUGUGCCAGAUUAGACAAGCAGCUUGAACUACAUAAUAAAACAUCUUCAGGUUCAGAUGAAGGUAUUAUGGCUGACAUUUCUAAAAAUACAAAACUUGUCAAUGUCUUACAACCCUCAACAAGUAAUCAAAGUCAGAAUUCAAUAAUAUCUCUGACUCACGAUGAUUUGCCUAGAAACAAUCCUGCCAUUACAGAGAAAGAAAAGAUUGUUUUAUGGCCAAAUGAAUUUACUGUCAUGCUGCUUAUUGAUACAGGCGAAUCAAGUAGUUUACGAAAAACCAACGUGGACAAAGUAAUUUCAGAAUUGUCAUCUUUAAAUGUGACUUUCGAAAUGAGACGAUUGAGUGUCGGAGAUUUUGCUUGGAUUUGUCGUGACAGAAGUGGAAAAGAACUUAUGUUACCAUAUAUACUAGAACGAAAAAGAUUAGAUGAUCUAUCAGGUAGCAUUCAAGAUGGUCGUUUUCACGAGCAGAAAUUUAGAUUAAAACAAUGUGGACUUGAAAACAAAAUCUAUCUAGUUGAGGAUGAAAAAAAAUAUCAUGGAUUACCUAUAUCUCAUUUACAACAAGCGUUGGCAAACACGGAGGUCAUAGAUGGAUUUACAAUUGUAAGAACAGAAAAUCAUUUGGAAUCUAUGAAAUAUAUUGCCAACUUCUCUAAUAUACUUACAAAUAUGUUCAAGGACAAAAUGCUUACAACGCAUAUUGAUGAAGUAGAUUCGGGUUAUGGAAACUCCUCAAACGUAGUAAAACUCAUAUCUUUUAAAACUUUUUCGUCAGGUUCUGCAAAGAACAAGAACAUGACUGUACGAGAUAUGCUGAUUCGGCAAUUACUUCAGAUCCGAGGAUUGUCUGUUCAUAAAGCAUUUGCAAUUGUUGAUCAAUACCCUAGUCCAAAAUUACUUGUAAACGCAUUUAGAAGAUCAGAUAAUCCAUUAUUAUUGGCAAAUAUAUCCUACGGUAUACCAAUCAAAACUAUUGGGCCAGCCAUCAGCAAGACAUUGUUUCAAAUAUACUCUGCAAAAUAA